Medioppia subpectinata is the source of this 1610-nucleotide messenger RNA. The record is from the annotation of a GenBank genome assembly. Lineage: Eukaryota; Metazoa; Arthropoda; Arachnida; Sarcoptiformes; Oppiidae.
GGUUAGCAAUAAUUGCGUAAACCGUAUAAACAAUGGCUCAAAACGCGAUCAUGUCUUUGAUCCCAAUCGAUGACCACAUUAUCGAUGAUAUACUCGAUGUGGACGUCGAGGACAUCGAGUACUUCGACGCCAUCGACGACAUCGACGACGAUAUCGGCGAAGACAUCGAUGACAUCGCGGACAUCGCCGCCGCAGACACUGGUCAUCGGCUCAACGAUUUGCUCGACUUCACCACCGAUGACGACCACCACGUGAUGGCAGACAAUAGACAAUGCAAUCCCAUUGAGUGUCAGCUGAAUAUGGAUUUGAUUAACAAAUACUUUAAGCCAAACGAUAUUUCAACCGUUUUGGACAUCAUUGACAGCCACGAGACCACCGAUGAUCAUGUGUUGAACGCCACCGAAACCAAUGAUAAUCACUUAAACACCAGUAAUGGUAGUAAUGGUAACGUAAAUAACGUUAAUUUGAGCCGCAAAUCGGCCGCGAAGUCCAAGAAACGGAAGACAAUGCCCGACAGACCGGGCAAACAGUUGCGCUAUUUGUUCCAGAAGUUUGGCCUUCGAGUGCUGUCCAAUCCGAACACGAAUGGCGCCAAUGGAUCCGCUGUUAACGCCGGGGCCGACAGGAUCUGCACCCGUAGUGCCACCAAAUCGGAUGUGAAUCGGACGGAAGAGUCACGCAGUGCUGGGCCGUCAAAAGUGGUCAGAGCUGCUGAUGACACGACAGGUGCCGCCGCCGAAGACAAUCCGCCGAUUUUCAAGAUAUACAAUAAGAGUUGUGCCAAAACGGGUGAUAAUCGGCCGACAAAUGGCAACAAAGUGUAUAUAAGAUGUCACAGCUGUCGACAAAGUCACCGAAAGUGUUCCCAUUUAACGGCGGUAACGAACGGCGCGUUCCAGACAAAGAUCAGGCCUUUUCCGAGGGCUAAAUUGGAUCAAUAUCUCAAAGCCCGGCGAAUGGCCGUCACUGCGGCCGCCGCUGAGCCCGCAAUGCCUGACACAUCCAACGCAGUGACAGUGCGGAAGACAUCGUCGGCCAAUAGUUGCUCGCAAUUGCGUCCAAAUAAACCAAACAAUCGGAGUCUUUUGGCGGACAACAAAAGCGGUCACAAACAGUACAUUAGACGACCAAAUACUGGCCUCAAGACGAAGACAUUGGUCGCGAAGGCAAUCAGUCAUAGCGUCGCCGCAAUGCGGUCACCAAAACGUGUGCCACAAUCGCCAAAAGUGUCGCCAAAAACCACAGUAUCUACGGAUGAGUCGUCGUCACCGCCGAACCCGAGACCCAGUCCUAAGAGAUCGUCCAUUGCUUCCACUUCUAUUUCCAAUGACGGCCGAGAAGUGAAAGUGAAGCCCAGGAAAGUGUGGACCGAACGGGAAAUGAAAACACUGUUGUCAGCGGUGGACGUGCGUCGGGUGACCGUAUUCAAGGACACAGACUGUCACGUCUAUGUCACCAACACUUGGGACUCAGGUGUGGGGCUCAGUGUCGGCCCGAUUGCCACCAAAGUGGUCGCGAGGAGACGCCGUUGUGAGCGUAUAUCCUUUAGGGUUAUUCCGGCGAAACUGAAAUUCCUUUCACUCGAGAGAAUCCCAUCGCACUUCUAUUGA